Molecule: messenger RNA, 2327 nt
Organism: Phycodurus eques (leafy seadragon)
Lineage: Eukaryota; Metazoa; Chordata; Actinopteri; Syngnathiformes; Syngnathidae
Product: tigger transposable element-derived protein 1-like
Exons: 2
Coding region: 707-2242 (511 amino acids)
Cellular component (GO): nucleus
Molecular function (GO): DNA binding
Source: RefSeq, a predicted model, not a curated record
CAUAAAUGUUAUUUGCCAAGAAGAACAGCCCGAGAGGCGGAGGCGAGUCUGAAAUAGGAAGACGGUUCCGUCAGACACCUAAAGCUGGCUCCUGGAUGACUUUGGUGUGACCAAUAGCAACUUGACUGUUUUGCUACAACAUUUAUAUUUCGUCUUUGCGUUGUCCGAGUGGCGUGCAGACGCCACAUUGUUGUCGAAGAAAGCGAAACACCGGACCGCUGUGGCAGAGCUAUUGGAAAAGUACGGCGAGUGAACGAGGGGGUGAUGGACAAUUCCUGAGGAAAUUCAUGAGCACGUGAGGUGGAUUCCGACCGUGUUUCAGAGUACGCUUCACGCCCAAAAGAGACAACCAGGAAGAAGAAAACGGUGGACCGAGUGUAAACAAAAAUGGCGGCGUCCAUUGUUACCAGCAGCAUGUGAAGACGCCGAAAUACGGUGGUACCUUGACUUACGAAUGCAAAAACUUGGGUGUUUUCGUGGCUCGUUUGUGUUCUUGAUUUGCGUUGCGAGGUCAAAUUUGAGGUAACGGUGCCGCUAGUUGGCGCAGCGAACCCCACAAUAUCGGCCCAGCAUUCCUCAUUAGUUCCGUUCACGUGGUUACCUUGCAGUGGGUGGAAGUAUCUUUUUUUUUUUUUUUUUUUGUGCUUUCAUUUUCUCUUUUUUGUGUGUGUAUAAUUACUGUAACAAAUUCCUUUUUUUUUAAAACAUGGAUCCUGAGAAGAAAGUGGUUCCUCCAAAGAAGAAGAAAAAGAAAAUGAUGUCCAUUCAAUUAAAGCAUGAAAUCAUAGAAAAAUACGAGCGAGGUGUUCGCGUAGUCGACUUGGCAAGGCUGUACGACCGCAAUACUUCUACCAUAUGUUCUAUACUGAAGCAGAAGGAGUCGAUAAAGGCAAUAACGCCAGCUAUGGGUGUUAAAAUAAUUUCAAGGUUGCGGACUUCUGCCCAUGAAAAGAUGGAGAGGCUUCUGUUGGUGUGGUUGACAGAGAAGCAACUCACAAGAUGUCCUUUGACUGAGGGUGCUAUCUGCGAGAAGGCACGGGCCAUUUAUGCCGAUUUGUUACGGCAGACUCCGGGCUCUUCAACGGGAGGGGCACCGGAAGACUCAUUCAAAGCCAGUCGGGGCUGGUACGACAAUUUUAGGAGGCGGAUCAGCUGUCCCUCCGAUGUCAGAAAUUUUGAGACGGCAAGCUCGGAUGUGAACGAGGAUUACCGUAAAACCUUUACUGAUGUGAUAGCAGCUGAAGGAUACGUCCCCCAGCAGGUCUUCAACUGUGACGAGACCGGUCUCUUCUGGAAAAGGAUGCCGAGGAGGACUUUCAUAACCAUUGAGGAGAUGAAGAUGCCAGGCCACCAACCUUUGAAAGACAGGUUAACCCUCACACUGUGCGCCAAUGCGAGUGGUGACUGCAAGAUCAAGCCGCUGCUCGUAUACCAUUCAGAAAAUCCCAGAGCCUUUAAGUCACACAAGAUUAUUAAAGAAAAACUGCAGGUUAUGUGGAGGGCAAACCCGAGGGCGUGGGUCACCAGGCAGUUCUUUGUAGAGUGGGUCAACCUGGUCUUUGGUCCUGCUGUGAAGACGUAUCUCCAGAUGAAAAACCUACCCAUGCGAGCUCUUCUCGUCCUGGACAACGCUCCUGCUCACCCACACAACCUCGAAGAUGACAUACUUGAAGAUUUCAAAUUCAUAAAGGUUUUCUACCUUCCACCUGACACCACCACUAUCCUGCAGCCCAUGGACCAGCAGGUGGUGUGUAAUUUCAAGAAACUCUUCACCAAGCACCUGUUUCGUCGGUGCUUUGAGGUGACUCAGAGCUCAAAUCUCACCAUCCGAGAGUUCUGGAAGGACCACUAUAACAUCGUGUCAUGUCUCAGAAUUAUCGAUAUGGCCUGGCAGGGUGUUACAAAGAGGACCUUGAUUUGUGCGUGGAAGAAGCUGUGGCCUGAGGUUGUGUCUGAAAGGGUCAUAUUCGAACCCGAAGAGGCAGUGGUGGAGGAGAUUGUGUCCCUCGGAAAGUCCAUGGGCCUGGAGGUUGAUGAAGAGGAUGUGAACGAGCUUGUUGAGGAGCACUCCGAGGAACUGACACCAGAGGAGUUAAAAGCACUACAGACGCAGCAGCAUGCAAAGGUUUUGCAGGAAAUCGGUACCGCGGAGGAGCCAGAGGUGGAUGAAGUUCUCUCUACAAGUGAGAUCAUGGAAAUGUUGGAACUUUGUGGAGCAACUUGGUGCAAUUCAACCUCUUGAAGAUAACGUCGUCGAUGGGGUGGCUGGCAUACGGCACAAACCCCUGGUAGUGGUAGCUCUCUCAGGGCUUUGCCCUCGUGAUGAG